UCUUCUUAAUUCACAUAAUAAGCAACAGAGUUAAAUACUUUGGUGUUAAUUGUUGUGAUAGAUCAUUGCUGGGGUGGUCCGCUGUAAAUUUGGGGUUUUUCGUUGCCAUUUUGACGUUUUAAGUGUCAAUUGUGUAGUGGGGUUAUUGUGUUUUUUUUUUUUCAAUUAAGAUUGUUUUAGUCGGUGAUUAGAGCAUUGAUGAUUGAGAGGAGGCCCCCGGGUUGAUUUCCGUGCAAGCCCCCCUUUAAUCAUGAAUGUGUUUCAGCCAUGUCGCAACACCUCGGACACGGUGCCCCUCUACCUGCCCCAGCAGCUCUACCUGAAACCAGCUGCUUGUUUGACCAUCUCCAUCCAAUUGCCCAACAUAAAAAAGCUGGAAAAGAGCAUUUCCCACUGGGAAAUCAUGGAAAAACUGCGCUCUUUGAUCAGCCCCGACGAGUUCAGUGUCCUAAAAGUGUCCAAAACUACUCUCAACUUGGUCCGAUUUGAGGCCGAACUCGAGAAUAGGACUCGCUUAGAGCGUGUCGUGUCCAAACUGGACAACAAUUCCAUCAAAUUGAAGGAAUUCCCCGAUUUGUUGCGGGUGAAAGCGAGCGAAGUGAGGACUGAAUUUCCCACGAGGCAUAAAUGGGACGCGUUUUUCCAAGAGGCCAAAGAUAUGGACGAGAUGAAGCCGGGGCAAAGGCCCGACACCGUGCACAUCUCUAAUUUACCCCGGAAAUGGUUCGUUCCUUAUCAUUUAGCCGAAGACGAGGAUGCAACACCAUCGGAGAAAAUGUUUUACCGGAUUUUUGAAAAGUUCGGACAAAUCCGGUUUGUGGAUAUUCCGGUGUGUGACCCUUACCGGAAGAAAAUGAAAGACCACAUUUCCGGGAUUAAGGCACAUCCGGUCGAUGACAAGGAUUUUUUCGAGGGUUAUGUCCAAUUUAAGGAUUACAUCGGGUUUACCAAGACUAUGGAUGCCCUUAAAGGGAUGAAAUUGGUCCGAAAAGAGGAAGAUGAGGCAUUUUGUGUCAAUAUUAAGGUCGAUUUUGACCGUUCGAAGCACUUGAGUGAUGCCUCAAUACGUCGAAGAGAGAUAGUGAGAGAUAGACUUGUGAAAAAACAACGAGAGAAAGAAGAAAAGGAAAAAAACGAGUUGGAUGCUAAGAAAACAAAAGAACUUGAUGAGAGGCAAAAAGAAAUAACAUUGAAGAGUGAAAAGGAGCAAAGACGGCGAGAACGUGAACAAAAACGCAAAGCUAAACUACUUGAAAAGCUAAAAAUCAAUAGUUGUGACGAAAUUAACGAUAAAAUUGCCAAAGAAGAGAAAAAAUUGCUUAAAGCUCAGCGCAAACUCGAAGCUAUUAGACUUGUGGAAGAAUUAUUUAGACGAAUUAAGGAAAAAAAAGACGAGUUACAUAUGUAUAGUAAGACUAAAAGUGCAAGUGGGGAUGAACUCAAGAGAUUCAAAGAUAUGAGCGAAUUAGAAGUUUUGACCCAACGACAGAAGCUUCACAAUGCUAUUGAGGGCAGAGUCGUAUUAAAAAAUAUUUUAUCGGGCAAAAAAAAAUCACGUAGUCGGUCCUCGUCCAGCUCUGAUACUUCUCUAUCACUUGAUAAUGACCGAAAAGAUCGUAACAUUGCCUCUGAAGUGGUGUACGACCCCACGUGGUACAACUACCCUAUUUACCCGCCCCCUAUUCACGUGUACCCCCCUCGUGGCCGGUACCCCCUCCCGGGUCCGUCUCGAGGUCGGCCUUUCCGGGGUCGGGGUUUCCGGUCGCGCUACCGAGGGGGUUAUCGGGGGAAGUACUCGCAUUAUUCCCCCGAAAUGGAGGAGCAGUAUAUGCGCUACUUUUCGAAAUUCUUCUCGGAGCAUGAUCGAAGGUCAAGGUCACGAACAAGGUCGAGGUCAAGGAGGAGUUAUAGUCGUUCGAGGUCGAAAUCGAGACAUCGGUCGUAUAGUAGGUCAUCGUCAAGGUCGUACACGCCCAAGAGGACGAGAAAAAGGUCGCGGAGGUCAAAAACGAGGUCUAAAAGUGUGGAUAGUUCGAAGUUUGUCUCGCCGAGGAGUUUGAGGAGGAGGUCUAAGUCGUGGUCGAUGCCAAGGAGUGGGGAGAAGGGGAGGUCGUGGUCCAAGUCGCCAUAAUUUUUUAUUACGAGUUGAAUAAAGUUUUUUUUCUA
Tribolium madens (black flour beetle) is the source of this 2166-nucleotide messenger RNA. It is a transcript of the gene Xe7, whose product is annotated as A-kinase anchor protein 17A. The coding region runs from base 251 to 2131 and encodes 626 amino acids. The transcript has 5 exons. The record is from RefSeq and is a predicted model, not a curated record. NCBI's taxonomy places the organism in Eukaryota, Metazoa, Arthropoda, Insecta, Coleoptera, Tenebrionidae.